Magnolia sinica is the source of this 1093-nucleotide messenger RNA. RefSeq lists its product as uncharacterized. The transcript is spliced from 6 exons. The record is from RefSeq and is a predicted model, not a curated record. NCBI's taxonomy places the organism in Eukaryota, Viridiplantae, Streptophyta, Magnoliopsida, Magnoliales, Magnoliaceae. The coding region runs from base 56 to 799 and encodes 247 amino acids. Gene Ontology annotation, cellular component: mediator complex.
UCAUGGCUGCAGAGACAGGCUCGGACGUCCCGAGCACCCGGACCCUCUAGUUUCGAUGCCACCGAGUACAGAAUCGUGUCUACCGAAGCGUGGCCCAUUUAUUAAAAAUGAAAACCCGCGUAUAAAAUCGUCUGCUCCGGCAUCCUCCAAAUCUUCUCCACGUCUCUUCCUUUUGCUCUUCUUUCUGUUCUCCGAUACCUGCACUCCGCGUAAUCAUACUCACCCCGCGCAAGUUAGCAGAAACACGGAAAACCUGCUGGAAAAAACUGGGGGACGCUUAGAAAGCGCCGGUGUAGUGCGAAUGGAGCACCCCUACUCAGGUGGGAACUGGAUGGUGAUGCCCAAUGUCCCCAAUCAGAUCUCAUCACCAUCUAUAACAAAUCAAGACCAUUCACAACAUCAUCAUCAUCACCAUCACCAUCACCCACAACAACAGCAUCAUCACCAUCAGCAGCAACAGCAGCAGCAGCCGCAGCAGCAUCAAAAUAAUCUCCACCAGUCUCUUGCUUCUCAUUUCCAUCUCCUCCAUUUGGCAGAAAGUCUAGCUGAAGCAACAGAGAAUGGAACCCGUGAUCAACAUUCCGAUGCAUUGGUUAGUGAAUUGACCAGCCAUUUUGAACAGUGCUGGCAUAUUCUGCUAAACGAGAUAGCAGGAUCCAUUAGUACAAAGGUUAUGACAGUUGAGGGGCAAAAGCAUAAGCUGGAAGAGAGCGAGCAACUGCUAAACCAAAGGAGGGAUCUGAUUGCCAAGUACAAAAGCUGUGUUGAAGAGCUGGCUAAGUCAGACCAUAGCAAAUAAUACAGGUCUAUGUCUGCUACUGAGUAGAUAGGUGUCAAAUUUGCGCAACUUUCAAAUGCCUGAGGGGAAGCACCUGAAGCCGAGUUUGCCUCAGCUUAUUUGCUGCUGGAUCUUCUCUGUUUCUGCUUGUUGCUUAACAAGUCUGUCAUCUAUACCUGAUUCUGGAUCUACUAUUCUUUAAUAUUAAAUAGUUUGAGUCCAACAAAUUGGUAUUCUGCCGCAAAGAUUAUCAUUCAAGCAUCAGUAAUUAUGUUUAAAUGAGACAUGAUGAAAUACUUCCUAGCAUUAUUGGAA